AUGGCCGCUGCGGACAGUGAUUGUCGGACGUUGACGCACUUCGCGAUGGAAUGCGUGAAGGAUCACGUCAAUUCAUGCACUGAUGUUGAAGUCCUUCGUUCCAACAUCACAAAUGACGAUGACGCUUCUCGAUGGGUCGAAGAGUACGGCUUGAAGACAAACACGUCGUGGGUUGUAGACUUCGCCCAGCCAACAGCAAAGUGUCAAAGGAUGGUAUUCCACAAAAUAUGGCGCUGUAAAGAAUGCAAGCGCAACAAGUCAUCCGGCAUGCCUGCAGUGCACUGCCCUGCCAAGAUUGACCUCAAAAUAAAAAAGGUCGACAGGAACACAAAAAGGAAUGAUGCCUUUCUGCGUGGAGAGACGCCACUGCCAGCUGUCAUAAAACUGUUUCACCACAGCAGCCACAGUCACAGCACAGCAGCUGCGGAGGCCCUUCGUCGUCUCGCACCAUCGUCCCAAACUAAACAAGCCUUUUUGGAAUAUUUCAACAACGGCAUGUCCCCAGCCGAAGCUAUCAGGCUUCAUGAAAGCAAGCUGGUGGUUCAAGAGAAUGGGUAUGCCCUCGUUGCCAACUCGGCAGUUAACCCAGUGCCUUCCGCCAUAUAUUACUGGCACAAGCUCUGGCGUGAAGAAAACUUCGGAAGAGACAUUGACCCACUCUUGAAAAUAGCAGAGAAGAUGCCGCUGUAUGCCAAAGAAGGCCUCGAUGUCAAGCUGGGUCGGUCAGAGGAAGGCCUGUUCUGGGUGGUCUUGGUUGUGACCCCAAUAAUGAAACGCACACAGGAACUGAGUGCAGCAAGCGAAAUUAUUUUUAUAGAUUCAACAUCAUCCUGUGAUGCCUCGCACAGCACUCUCACAGUACUGCUGACUGCCACAAAUGCUGGUGCGGUACCUGUUGCUGUGCUCAUCCACAACUCCCAGUCAGCAGAAUGCUACCGCACUGCAUUCACACUGCUGAAGGAAAACUACCCAACCUGCUUUGGAGGGCUCAGUUUUGGUGUGGACUGA
This is a messenger RNA of Dermacentor silvarum, 1008 nucleotides long. RefSeq lists its product as uncharacterized. The transcript is spliced from 4 exons. The coding region runs from base 1 to 1008 and encodes 335 amino acids. The record is from RefSeq and is a predicted model, not a curated record. Lineage: Eukaryota; Metazoa; Arthropoda; Arachnida; Ixodida; Ixodidae.